AUGAUUUCAUUAGCAGAUCAUGAGCAGACCAAAAAAUCAGAAAUCAUCUUCGAAACCCAAGAGGCAACUCCUUAUCCUUUAAUUCAAAAAUUCAAUAACACUAUUGAAGGCUCUUUGAUAGAAUACUUAUCGCAUCAUGGACCCUCAUCUUUAUCCUCGUUAGAAGAAUUCAUUACAUCUAAAACAAAUAUUUUGCGAAAUCCAAAAGGCCGAAAAUACAGUCAAAAUCUCGAAGUUCUAACAAUUUCAGCACUAAAAUCCUAUAAUAGAUUAUUUUUCUUAGACGACUCCAACAAAUGAAAUUUAAUUGUAAUCAAUAAGCAGAAUGAAAAUCUUAUGAAUUUCCAGAAAAAUCAAAUAGAAAUUAUUGAGAAACAAUUGAAGAUAAAAUAUAAUCGAACAAAGAAAUGUAAAGAAAAGAGGAAAAAAAUUACAAAGACGAUUGAAAAUAGUCCUUUUGAGUAUUUGUCGAAACUGGAGGAAAUACUAGAUUUAGGAGACAGCAAAAGCCUAAAGAUUAUAGAGUUCAUAGAAGCCAAAUAUAAGGAUUAUCUCAAUAAUUUGCCUAAAGAGUAA
Messenger RNA from Blepharisma stoltei, 576 nucleotides. The record is from the annotation of a GenBank genome assembly. NCBI's taxonomy places the organism in Eukaryota, Ciliophora, Heterotrichea, Heterotrichida, Blepharismidae.